This is a messenger RNA of Ochlerotatus camptorhynchus, 2662 nucleotides long. It is a transcript of the gene Dgkepsilon, whose product is annotated as diacylglycerol kinase epsilon. Bases 341 to 1954 code for a protein of 537 amino acids. Gene Ontology annotation, molecular function: ATP-dependent diacylglycerol kinase activity. NCBI's taxonomy places the organism in Eukaryota, Metazoa, Arthropoda, Insecta, Diptera, Culicidae. The transcript is spliced from 4 exons. The record is from RefSeq and is a predicted model, not a curated record.
AACUGCAUUCAGCCAGUGUCGUGUCCUCUAAUCGAAAAAAGAAAAGCUGAAAAUCGUGUUUAUUAAUUAAUGCAUUUUUCAAUCAUUAACUGUAUACUGCAUUUUCUGCCGAUGCAGUAAAAAGUAGGUCGUAGUUUAUGUAAAACUAAGCAUCAAAGUUCAAACCAAAUUUCGAGGAAUAAAAUUUAAUAAUUGUAAAGGUGAAAGGGCUUGCAGUUAGUGGCUUCGCGUAGUUUCGUUUCCGGUUGUGAUUGAUUUGUUUGCGUGGGUGUCACGACCAAGGACAUUCUCUGUGCAUCCUCACUCGGGGGGCAUCGCUCCCUUGGCGGCUGGCAGCACAAUGCUGGAAUGGUCGUUCAAUCUAUUUUUGUCGGUGUUUUUGAUUCUUGGUGGAGUUUGGGUGGCCGGGCGAUAUUUUCUGAAGGAGGAUGUGGUCUACAUUCCGGAUGGGAAGCGUCGUCACGCGUGGAAAUCGGUAAAGCUGCUGAGCCGGUCUUGCUUCUGUUCGAUUUGUGAGAAUCUGAUGUCGUCGAAUGGGGUAUUUUGCGAAAAUUGCGGAGUCUGUUCGGACAAUGGAUGCGUGCGGAAGGCGGAUACGGAGUUUCGCUGCAAGGAGCUGCGCAUCCGGAGCCGAGCGGACGAUGGAAAGGAGAGCCGGCAUCUGUGGGUGAAGGGAAACCUACCGCUGGGGUCAGAAUGUUCGGUCUGUUCGGAGGAUGUGGAUCAGACGAGCGAACCGGGACUGUACGGUCAGCGAUGUGCGUGGUGUCAGCGAUCGGUGCACGAUAAGUGCUUCAGUGAGGUUUCCAACACGCUGUGCGAUUUUGGCGAGUUUAAAAGUAUGAUUUUUCCACCGAAGUGUAUUUUGGCGUCGCGAACCAAGGACGCUCCGAAGGUUCACUUGACCGGAAUCAUUCCACCCGAGUGGAAGGACCAGUGGAAACCGCUGAUAGUUGUUGCAAAUUCGAAAUCUGGAAGCAGUGAGUCACUGGAAGUGGUCGCAUCGAUGCGUGGAAUCUUGCACCCGCUGCAGGUGUUUGAACUGGAAUCACACGGUCCGCAGGAAGCGCUACAGUGGGCAAUCUAUGCAGCACCAGCAACGUGUAGGAUCCUGGUUGCCGGAGGUGACGGAACCGUCGAUUGGGUUCUGAAUACGUUGCUUCAAAUGAAGGUCGAGCCCUUGCCUGAGGUGGCAAUUCUACCACUUGGAACAGGAAACGAUCUUUCGCGGGUACUCGGAUGGGGUGCCGAAGGGCCGGACUCGUUCAACCCGAUCGAAUACAUGAGGAAGAUCGAGAAAGCCGAACCAGUGCAGCUAGAUCGGUGGCUGAUGGAGAUUUCCGUACAUCAUCAAAGUCGGUUUCAUGUUCCACGCUUCCACUACCGGAGAAGCGUGUUUGUGUACAACUAUUUUAGCAUUGGUGUUGACGCGCUGGUAACGUUGAAUUUCCACAAGGCUAGAGAUAGUUCGUACUAUGUGUUUAGCAGCAGAUUUAUAAACAAGGCUUUAUAUUUGUGCUACGGUACGCACCAAGUGGUUCAGCAGGAAUGUGUCGACUUGCAGCAGAAGGUGGAACUCUACUUGGACGACGUCAAAAUUGAGCUACCGGAAUUGCAGUCCAUUGUCGUACUUAAUAUCGAUUCCUGGGGAGCCGGAGUGAAACUUUGGGAAAUGAGUCGCGAUUCACCCACUCACGGUGGCAGCAUGCGCGAAGCUCAUAGCAUUUCCGACGGGAUUCUGGAAGUAUUUGGCGUGGUUUCGUCGUUCCACAUUGCCCAACUGCAGGUCGGACUGAGCAAGCCCGUCCGGCUGGGACAGGCCCGCAGCGUAAAGAUCAGAAUGCACGGAACUCUCCCGGUACAGGCGGACGGUGAACCCUGGAUGCAGUCGCCCUGUGAUAUUAGCAUUAACCACUGCGGGCAGGCAACAAUGUUGCGCAAUGUGAACCAGUGAACUGGACGGGGGAAGGAAAAGGUGAGCGUAUGUAAGUACCACUAUGAAUAACCAUUCGGUUUACUUGAAUUUGAAGAUCUGCUUCGAAACGAUCACGAAUCUAUUUAUUUUAAGUUUAGGAACCCACGAAUCUUUAGUCAAUCUCACCGAAAGCAUACCUACUUAUAUCGUAAAGGAGUUUUGAAUACUUUAAAUCCAACCGGACGAAUUGAUAUCGAGUAGAAAUGUAAGAUCUGUUGUUAUCGAGUAUUUAAAUUGGUUAGUUAUAGAACGAUGGAGAUGAAAAGUAAUUCCACAAUGUUGAGAUAUUUAUUAUUGAAUCUAGUUUUUUUUAUACGUAAGAGCCACAUGGCUAAUUCGAGAAGAAUAUAAAUCAUACGGGAUGAAGUUUACUUAAGCUUAAGAAUUGUUUAAGGUGAAUAUUUUGGUUUCGUACUAACCUGCAUUAGAAAAGCAGGAAUUGCCUGUUUUUUUACAAACGGAAGACUUCGAACCAUGGCAGAAUAAGAUAUUAUCAUUCAAUCAAUUAUUGUGUACCUACUUGUGUAAUCCUGAUAUCGAUGUGCAUUUCCUUAUUGUGCAUUUUACUUGUUGGCGUAAAAAACAUAAUAUUGGAAUAGAUUUGUAUUUAUGAAUUAUUGCAUUGUAUGUCCUGUCCCAGAAAGGAGACAGAUUUUCCAAGUGAAAUAAUACCAAAACAACAAAUUC